Pelobates cultripes (western spadefoot toad) is the source of this 555-nucleotide messenger RNA. NCBI's taxonomy places the organism in Eukaryota, Metazoa, Chordata, Amphibia, Anura, Pelobatidae. The record is from the annotation of a GenBank genome assembly.
AAGGUAGAUCCUUGCCAUUUUUGGGAGAUACUGGAGCUACGUGUUCCAGUCUCUGUGAUACCUAUUAUCAGGGGACAAGGGAAAAGUCUACACCUUCAUUGGGUAUUAAUGGAGUGUCAACCCCCACUUUUGUCACACCACCACUGUCUGUUUUUUGUAAUCUUAAUGGUUCUUCUACCGUGCACCCUUUUCGUUUAAUACCUAAAUGUCCUGUCAAUUUGCUGGGAAGGGAUCUUCUUGGUAUUCUGGGAGCUACUAUUACUUGCACGCCCUCUGGUGGUAUUGAUGUGUCUAUGUUGUGUUCUGAAACUAUUGAUUUGUCUGAUGUUCCUUCUUCUGUGUGGGCUUCAUCUAAGUUAGAUGUAGGAUUUGUCAACUGCACCCCUUACAAAGCCAAACUAAAACCAGCUGUAACUCCUAUCUACCUUAAACAGUACCCCCUGUCAGAAGCCAAGGUUGAGGGAGUUCGCCCCAUGAUCCAAUCUUUUCUAGAGCAGGGAAUACUAAAGCCAGUAGUUUCUCCAUAUAACACACCUAUUAAUCCAGUUCCUAAAG